AUACAUACACACUUCCCAACUCCCAAGAAAAGGAAAAAAAAGAAGAGAAAAAGUUCAAGAAUCAAUAGCUCUUGUUAAUAUUGUACAAAUUCAAGAAUCUUGAGUUAUUUUUUCCUCCUCAUCCUCUUCAACAUUUUCUUCCAAGACUCUUUUUUUCUUUUCUUUUAGGUUCUUGCCCUUUUUGUUUUAGAUCCCAAAAAAACACUUUUUUUUACUUCUCCAUGUCUGAUAAUAACCCUUUUCAUCAUGAUUAUGCAUUUCCUUUCUUUGGUGAAAAUCCCUCAAUUUAUGAUAAUCAAGCCAAUAACACACAAAACCCUCAUCAAGAUUUUGAUUAUCCUUCAUCUUAUAUGAGUAGUCUCACAGAGUGUUUACAUGGGGGUUCAAUGGAUCAUUACAACUCUUUAUCAAGUGCUUUUGGGAUGAAUAAUUGUUCAUCAUCCUCUGAAGUUGUUUGUCCACCAACAAUAGAUCAUCAUCAUCGUCAAGAAUCUUCUAGAAAAAAUAGUGUUGAUCAUCAAAUUCCAUUGACACCUAAUUCAUUUAUCUCUUCAUCUUCUAAUAGUGAAGUUGGUGGAUGUCACGAAGAAGAUUCUUCAAAAAUCAAGAAAGAUGAUGAUCAGUGUGAAGAUGGAGAUGAUGAUAAGUCUAAGAAAGUGGGCAAAUUGGCAAAGAAGAAAGGAGAAAAGAAACAAAAGGAACCAAGAUUUGCAUUUAUGACCAAGAGUGAGAUUGAUAAUCUUGACGAUGGCUAUAGAUGGAGGAAAUAUGGACAGAAGGCAGUGAAGAACAGUCCUUUUCCAAGGAGUUAUUAUAGGUGCACAAGUCAAAAGUGCAGUGUGAAGAAACGUGUGGAAAGAUCAUAUGAAGACCCAUCAAUCGUGAUCACUACAUAUGAAGGCCAACAUAACCAUCAUUGUCCAGCAACCCUUAGAGGAAAUGCUGCUGCUGCUUUAUUAUCUCCAUCCUUUUUAUCCUCUUCACAACAACAAUUAUUUCAUAAUCCAAAUGAACAACAACUCUUCUAUAAUCCAAAUAUCCCUAUUAAUAAUUCCUUCUAUAAUAAUUAUCAUCAACAUCAGCCUCAAUUAGGUCCUGAUUAUCAAUAUGGACUAUUUCAAGAGAUGGUUGCAUCAUUGAUCCACAAAAGAGAGCCAUGAGCAUUUAGUGAAGUACCAAAAGAAGUAUGGGACAUUUAAUGCAAUUCUAUGACUUAUGUAUUGGAGUGGUAUUUAAUUAAUUAUGAUGGUGUUUAAUGUUAUUCUUGUGUAAUUAAAAUUGUCUAGCUAAUUAGAACUAUAUAUAGUCUAGUAUCUUACGUAUUAGUCUUGGAGCAAUGAUAAAAUUAUCUCCGUGUGAUUGAUCUCUAUAUG
Solanum dulcamara is the source of this 1373-nucleotide messenger RNA. RefSeq names its product WRKY transcription factor 71-like. The coding region runs from base 222 to 1160 and encodes 312 amino acids. NCBI's taxonomy places the organism in Eukaryota, Viridiplantae, Streptophyta, Magnoliopsida, Solanales, Solanaceae. The transcript is spliced from 3 exons. Gene Ontology annotation, molecular function: sequence-specific DNA binding; DNA-binding transcription factor activity. Gene Ontology annotation, biological process: regulation of DNA-templated transcription. The record is from RefSeq and is a predicted model, not a curated record.